AUGGAAAAUAAAGUUUCGAGUGAAGUCUCGGGUAAUGGAUUUUUCGCUUAUGUCGCAUCUCUCAUAUUCACGGACCUAAUGACGCAAGGCUUUUUUUUAUCUAUUAUUUUCUAUAUAACUAUAUUUGUUAGACUACGUAAAAAGGAAAAACGACUAAAAUUAACGGCGGAGCAAGAAGAAAAAUUAAUUGAGAAAUGGAAACCGGAACCAUUGGUCCCUGAAGUGCCACAAGAUCAUCCGCGUUUGGUGGCGAAAUUCGCCGAAGGAAAAAUGGAUAAAUAUAUCACUAGGAAUGGCGCUAAAUAUUUCAAUUUUGCUACUUUCAACUUUUUGAAUUUUGUGGGUAAUGAACGUAUUGAGAAUAUAGCGAAAAUUACGAUUCAAAAAUAUGGUGUUGGUUCAUGUGGACCUCGAAAUUUUUAUGGUACUGUUGACGUCCAUUUGAAUUUGGAGAGGCAAUUGGCAAAUUUUCUUGGAUGUGAAGAAGUUGUUCUUUAUAGUUAUGGAUUUGCCACAAUAUCAAGUGCCAUUCCUUCUUAUGCUAAACAAGGUGAUGUAAUCUUCGCUGAUAAAGCCGUGAAUUUUGCAAUUCAAAAAGGGUUAGAGGCAUCAAAAAGUCGUAUCGAAUGGUUCGAGCACAACGAUAUGGUUCAUCUUGAGAAGUUACUCAAGAAACAGACUGAAAGAGAUCUAAUGAAUCCAAAAGUAGCAGCAAAAACACGUCGUUUUCUUGUGGUUGAAGGUUUAUAUGCAAACACAGGUGAUCUUUGUCCAUUACCGCAAAUAAUGAACCUAAAAUGGAAAUAUAAAGUCCGUGUCUUUAUUGACGAAGCCUAUUCUAUUGGUAUAGUUGGUAGAACUGGCAGAGGUGUGACUGAAUAUUAUAACAUUGAUAUUACUGAUGUGGAUUUAAUAACUGGGUCGUUGGAAUAUUGCUUCGCGAGCACUGGUGGCUUUUGUGCUGGUCGUUCAUUUGUUGUUAGUCAUCAAAGACUUUCUGGCUUAGGUUAUUGUUUUUCUGCUUCACUUCCGCCAUUACUUGCAACUGCUGCAGGAGAAGCACUGCAAUUAAUUAUCGAAAAGCCUUGUCGUUUAACACGACUUCGCCUAAACUGUGAAUAUAUUCAUUUGGCUUUGAUUAAAAUUUUCAAAGGCACUCAAUUUGAAAUAGGAGGCUGGCAAUAUAGUCCUAUUCAAUUUAUUUAUUGCAAAAAUAAAAGUGUAGAUGAAGAUUUAUUGCUUGAUAAUAUUGUUGAUAAGAUGAAAGAAAAAUCAUUCAUAAUUACUCGCGCUCGUUAUCUGGAAAAGCAAGAACGUUUCGAUGUUAGGCAGUGUAUUCGAGUUGCAAUUCAGUCGGACUUUAACCAAGAGGAAUUGGAAAAAUUCGUUAGUGCUAUGCAAGAGGUCGUUUCAAAUUAUGCUUCUUGA
Dracunculus medinensis (Guinea worm) is the source of this 1428-nucleotide messenger RNA. NCBI's taxonomy places the organism in Eukaryota, Metazoa, Nematoda, Chromadorea, Rhabditida, Dracunculidae. The record is from the annotation of a GenBank genome assembly.